Messenger RNA from Cinara cedri, 330 nucleotides. Lineage: Eukaryota; Metazoa; Arthropoda; Insecta; Hemiptera; Aphididae. The record is from the annotation of a GenBank genome assembly.
AUGGAAACAAAAUCCGUGACUGACUGCCACAUCAUAAUAAAUAAACAGGAUUUAUUCAUACUUCAAAGUUGGGAAUGGUUCAUUUUCGAAACAGUCGUACGGAAAAUCGCCAUCAAUUUACCAACAGUAUUAAAACAAUUUGACCAGAUUGGUCGUUACAUAAAAGAAGAAAUUACCAAAAUGGAAACACCAUUAUUGAAUAUGAGUGAUAUACAAAUGUUAAUAAAAAAUCUUCAAGAUGAAAAAAUCAUAGUGAACAUGCUGAAACAAGAUGUCUGUUAUGUCACUCAAAUCAAAAUGUUUGCAACUAUUCAAUUAGCAGAGUGCUGA